Messenger RNA from Coniophora puteana RWD-64-598 SS2, 534 nucleotides. RefSeq lists its product as uncharacterized. The coding region runs from base 1 to 534 and encodes 177 amino acids. The record is from RefSeq and is a predicted model, not a curated record. Lineage: Eukaryota; Fungi; Basidiomycota; Agaricomycetes; Boletales; Coniophoraceae. The transcript has 3 exons.
AUGCACCUCCAAAUGACAUCGGGAGACAUCCGUGAUGCUGCAUUCAUCGACGAGCACGGACAUGCGCUUUACCGCACCUCCACGCCACACCACUUUUUCGACACGGGCACAACGUCGAUCACCAAGGCGCUUCCGCCGAACAAGAAGCACGGCUCCGCAACAACCGAGAUCGCGCAGAUUGAAUGGGAGUGGUUCCGUCAGGCCGAGUUCCAUAUCAACGGACAAACAAUCGAUGCGAAGGACUUCAUGCAGUCGAGUGGAAUCCUGUUCUCUAAGGACUAUACCUUCUCUGCCCCGGAUGGGCGGAGUUACCGCUGGUCGACGCAUCUGUCUUCCUGUCGCCUAGAGGCCUUCGACGGGUCAACCAUUGCAGAAGGUAGUGGAGGGAGUAGCGGGCUCCUCGGAACCAUGACAGAAGGGUUCCUCGAUAUAUCUCCUGGUGGAUACCACAUUCUCGACGCGAUCAUUAUUACGUUCGCGUUUGUUGAAGGUGAUAAGCAGCGCAAGAAAAGGGCUGCGAGAAGGGCUGCCUGA